Messenger RNA from Nerophis lumbriciformis (worm pipefish), 2100 nucleotides. The record is from RefSeq and is a predicted model, not a curated record. NCBI's taxonomy places the organism in Eukaryota, Metazoa, Chordata, Actinopteri, Syngnathiformes, Syngnathidae.
AUGGUAGAGCAAGCGGUAGAACAGCGCACGGGUCCGGUCGCGGUCGCGGAAGAGGUCGUGCCGGAGGCGGCGGAAGCUGCUGAGAUCGACCUCGGCCAGCCGAGUCUGUUCUUGAAUCGCGAGCUCAGCUGGCUGGAGUUCAACCGGCGAGUGCUCGAAGAGGCGCUCGACUCCACUCAUCCGCUGCUCGAGCGGGUCAAAUUCCUGUCGAUCUUUGCUUCCAACCUGGACGAGUUUUUCAUGAUCCGGGUUUCUGGUCUGGGUCGCCAGCUGCAAGCCGGAAUCUUGUCGGCGCCGCCCGAUGGCAUGACCCCGGCGGAGCAGCUCAAGGCAAUUCGCGAGCAGCUCGAUCCAAUGCUCGAGCAGGCUGGCCGGUGCUGGCAGAAGGAUCUGCUGCCCAAGCUGCGUCGGCAGAAGAUCCGGGUCUUGGGCUACGACGAACUCAAGUCGAAACAGCGCAAGCUUUUACGGCGGUUGUUCAAGCGCCAGCUGUUCCCGGCGUUGACGCCGCUGGCGUUCGAUCCCGGUCAUCCGUUUCCCCAUGUCUCCAACCUGAGCAUCAACUUGGCGGUGGUGGUGCGGCAUCCGGAGCGCGGCGAGUGUUUCGCUCGCUUGAAGGUGCCGCAGAUGUUUCCGCGUCUGCUGCCGAUUCCCAGCGAGGCCAAAGCGAGUUCCUACGACCAGCUCGGUCUGUCAGACCCGACCGCCAAUACGUUUGUCUGGAUCGAAGAGGUGAUUGCGGCCAACCUCGAUCUGUUGUUUCCCGGCAUCGAGGUCGAGUCGGCCUAUGCCUUCCGGGUCACUCGCGACGCCGAUUUCGAGAUCGAAGAAGACGAGGCAGGCGAUCUGCUAGCGGCCAUGGAAGAGGUCGUCGGCCAGCGCCACUUCGGCUACGCCGUGCGCCUCGAGGUCGACAGCCGGAUGCCCGCCAGCAUGAGCGACAUGCUGAUCCAGAAUCUCGAGCUGGCGCCCUACCAGGCGUUCUCGGUCAGCGGCCCGAUCGCGUUUCUGAGCACCGAUGAAGGCUUGUUCUCGGUGCUGCGGCGCCAAGACGUGCUGCUCUAUCACCCCUACGACAGUUUAAUCCGGUGGUCGACUUUCCUACGUGCCGCGGCGCAGGAUCCGCAGGUCGUUGCGAUCAAGCAGACGCUCUACCGCGUCGGUCCCGACUCGCCGAUCGUCCAGGCCUUGAUGGAGGCGCGCGAGAAUGGCAAGCAGGUAGCGGCGCUGGUCGAGCUCAAGGCACGCUUCGACGAAACCAACAACAUCGUUUGGGCACGGGCCCUCGAUCGGGCCGGGGUGCAUGUGGUCUACGGCGUGCUGGGGCUCAAGACCCACGCCAAGAUGUGUUUGGUGGUGCGCCGCGAGAGCGAAGGCUUGCGGCGCUACGUCCACCUCGGCACCGGCAACUACAAUCCCGAAACCGCGCGGAUCUACACCGAUUUCGGUUACCUGACCUGCAACCCGGACAUCACUGCCGACGUGGCCGACCUGUUCAACCGCCUGACCGGCUACUCGCUCAAGCAGCACUACCGCAAGCUGCUGGUGGCACCGAAGGGCAUGCGUCAGCGGCUAAUCCGUCGUAUCGAACGGGAGGUUGAGCAGCACCGCCAGGGCGGUCAGGGCCACUUGGUUUUUAAGUGCAACGCCCUGGUCGACAAGCGCAUCAUCCAGGCGCUUUACCAAGCCUCACAGACCGGGGUGAAGAUCGAUCUUCAAAUCCGCGGCAUCUGCUGCUUGCGGCCCGGGUUGGCUGGGGUCAGCGACAACAUCAGCGUUACCUCGAUCGUCGGCCGGUUCCUCGAGCACUCGCGGAUCUUCUACUUCCACAACGGUGGCAACGAGGAGAUCCUGGUGGGCUCUGCGGACCUGAUGCCGCGCAACCUCGGCGGCCGUGUGGAAGUGCUGUUCCCGAUCGAAGAUUCGUCGAUCCGGCGGGCUCUACGCGAGGAGGUCCUGCUCCCUCAUCUGGCCGACAAUCGGCAGGCCCGGCGGCUGUUAGCCGACGGUUUCUACCAGUCGAUCGAGGCCGCGGACGGCGAGCCCGUGGUCAACUCGCAGCAGCUAAUGCUCGAGCACCGCGGUCCUUGGACGGCUUGA